Mesorhabditis spiculigera is the source of this 2028-nucleotide messenger RNA. The record is from the annotation of a GenBank genome assembly. NCBI's taxonomy places the organism in Eukaryota, Metazoa, Nematoda, Chromadorea, Rhabditida, Rhabditidae.
AUGAGUGAAGAUGCGGCUGAUGGUGUCGUCGACUUGAGUGCUGAGAACACGAAUAAAAAAACGACCUACUUUGUCGUUGAUGGCGCGAAGGCGAUGUUUGAAGAUGACGUCGAAGGGGGCGCCUUCGGUCCCGGCUGCUCGUUCGUGAAGGCCAUCAAGGCCAUCUACACGCAAUGCGCCCGGAUGUGUGCCACGGAAGAAGCCCUUCGCCAUUACGUCGGCGUGCUCAUCAUCAACACGACAUUCACCGAAACGGAUCCUGAGAUGACGAUGGGUGCGGAGAACAUGAAACAUCUUUUCCCGAUUGGCUGCCUCAACAAGGAGCGUGUGUUGAUGCUUGAGGAAUUCCUCCAAACAGACGAUCUCCAGUCGCUGUUCAUCGAAACUUUCGGCGGCCACACGCGCGCAAAUUGGCAAAAAGUGGCCAGUUAUAGCAAGCUGAACAUUUCAUACAGCAGCACCUCGCGUCGCUUCACGUCGUGGGUGCUGUUUACGAAUGAUGUGGCACCAUUUGGGAAGAGAUGGCAGACAGAUGAUGAAUACGCAAGAAUGCUGCGGAAUUUGAGGGAUAUCGAGGGAAGAAGCGCCACGCAGAAAGAUGAUGAUGCGCCGAGGAGGCCUCUGAGAGGAAGAUGCACGGUGUUUGUGCUCGGCGACGAGAAGCUGAUCGACGACGCGGCGCUGGCCAUGUGGCGGACGGUAGAUGAGGAGGCUGGCGUAUACGACAACGAUCUUGAAGAAAGCCUGAUCCGUCGCACGGGUGCCGUCCGUACGCAUGCCGUCAUCCCGUUCUCCCUGGGCAACGGUCUCGAGUUCAACGUUGCCGCAUAUUCGCUGGUGGCGACAAAGACGAAGCCGACGCCAUUCUCCAUCCAUGCAAAGACUGGGGCAGCACUCAAAUCCAUCACCACAUACUCGUCUACCACUCAGAAGACACCACCUGACGCUGAUGAUGAGCAACGACGGAUGGAAAGGGACGAGACGAAGGAGGACAUUCCGAAACAAUCCUUCCAACGACACCAAUUGGCUCAAAUGAGAAAUGUUGGAGGAGAACGAAUACUGAUCACCCAAGGGGAUCGAGACGUUCAUCAUCGAUACAAGAAAGGCCUCCGUCUACUGGAAUUCCGUGCUGUGAGUGAAAUUGAUCUGUGGGAACACGUGAGCCCUUCCCUCACCAUCCGUCCACACGACAAUUCUCAUCUUGGCGCCACAUCGCUCUACUCUCAUUUGUUGGAUCGGAUGGACCAUCGCCAGGUGGUGGCCAUCUGUGAAUAUGUGGGUCGUGCCAAUCAGAAGCCCCGUAUCGUGGCCCUUAUCCCGAAUACACAGGAGGAUCAGGAGGCUGCCGUCCAUCCAGGUUUUCUCCUCGUCGAACUCCACGAUCCCGACGACAAAAUGGACAUCGCAGCGGCAUUUGAGGAAAAGAUGAAGCCCCCUGAAGGAAUGGCAAAGUGGCCCACUGGCUCUGCAAAGGCGGUCGACGCGGCGAAGACGCUGUGCACGGCGCUGCUCAAGAAACGCUUCACACCCACGGCAUAUCCAAAUCCACAUCUGCAAGCCUUCUACACGAUGUUGAAACGAGAGGCGAACCUGGAUACUCCAGACAAUGAGACUGAAGAAUGGACGGAGGCCAUGCGUACCAAAUGGGAUCACAUCAAGCCGUGGUUCGACAACGACGCGAUGCCGGCAUCGAGGGCGGGAAAAGCGGCAGAAGCGGCCGAUGAAAUGGGCAAAUUGACGGGCACUUACGAGCUCGACCCAAAAGCGACAACCGCGAAGCGGGCAACUGCUAAGAAAGAUGAAGCUGCGGCUCCAAAAAAACGAGGACGAGGUGUGAAAAUGGAGAAUGAUGUGGAUGAUGAGGACGAAUUCAAGGAGAAACAGGAACAAUUGCCGAGUCGAUCUGUUUUGAUGAAGAUGACUGUCGCCGAUUUGAAGGAAAAAGCCGCGCAGAUGAACGUCGAUAUAAAAAAAGCGAAAAAGAAGGACGAAAUCAUUGACGCGAUCCUCGACCACCCUACUUCCAAA